CCAUAGACAUCCAUCCAGUACAUAUGUAUGCGGAUGGAUGUCUAUGAUUUCAUCAGCAGCAGAGACAAAAGAAAUGUCCACUUGUCACUUUGUUUCAACGCUUCUUCGUCGACAUUAGUUUGGAUGAUGGAGAUCGGACUGAUGAGUGGACUAAACCAGAACCCUGCAGGUAAACUUCAGGUGUUUGACUGGUGUCCACCUCCACAGCAGUACCUGAAUCUGACCAGCGGGGGGCGAAACAACACGUCACACGCUCACACUGCUGCUGCUUCGUCCGUCCAUCCGCUCAUCCCUCUCCUCCUCUACAGCGACAGACACUUCCCUCCCUCCUCCCCGUACAGCCAGCCAAUCAGAGCACCUGCUGCCCGACAGGACGACGCCCACUCCAGGACGCACCCCUGUUAUCACGGCAACGAUGUCACCAGCAGCAGACAGGUGGUGAAGAAGCCUCUGAACGCCUUCAUGCUCUACAUGAAGGAGACAAGACACAAAGUGCUGCAGGAGGGACGAGAGAGAGAGAGCGCCGCCAUCAAUCGCAUCCUGGGACGCAGGUGGCAUGCUCUGUCGCGCUCUGAGCAGUCCAAAUACUAUGAUCUGGCCCAGAAGGAGAGGCUGCUCCACAUGCAGCUGUACCCUGGAUGGUCCGCCAGGGAUAACUAUGGUAAAAGGAAGAGGAAGAGGAGCCAGCAGCACACAGGAAGCUGCCCCAGGUCGGGUUAAAAGACGACAAAAUAAAAGCUUCUUUAUCUUUAAUAUCUGUGAUGAGUCAGCUCAGCCAAAUACAGGACUACUACUACCAGUACUACUACUACUACUAAUAGGUACUAUUACUACUCCAACAACUACAGCUAUACCUACUACAGCUACUAUUACUAAUUGUAGUAAUAGGUACUAUU
Messenger RNA from Sebastes umbrosus (honeycomb rockfish), 896 nucleotides. RefSeq names its product transcription factor 7-like. Gene Ontology annotation, cellular component: beta-catenin-TCF complex. Bases 28 to 720 code for a protein of 230 amino acids. Gene Ontology annotation, biological process: regulation of transcription by RNA polymerase II; canonical Wnt signaling pathway. The transcript is spliced from 7 exons. Lineage: Eukaryota; Metazoa; Chordata; Actinopteri; Perciformes; Sebastidae. The record is from RefSeq and is a predicted model, not a curated record. Gene Ontology annotation, molecular function: RNA polymerase II cis-regulatory region sequence-specific DNA binding; DNA-binding transcription factor activity, RNA polymerase II-specific.